This is a messenger RNA of Schistocerca americana (American grasshopper), 531 nucleotides long. Its product is annotated as auxin response factor 6-like. The transcript has 3 exons. Lineage: Eukaryota; Metazoa; Arthropoda; Insecta; Orthoptera; Acrididae. The coding region runs from base 1 to 531 and encodes 176 amino acids. The record is from RefSeq and is a predicted model, not a curated record.
AUGCUGAUAGCGGACGGGCGUGGUGCGCGGGUGUUGCAGCUGAACCAGCAGGCGCAGGCCGAGUCGGAGCAGCAGCAGCAGCUGAGCCAGCAGCAGCAGCAGCAGCUCAACGGCUUCAUCGAGAGCAGCCCCAUCUACGUGACGUCGCUGCAGUCGCAGGCGGGCAGCGGCGCGCUGAGCAACGGCCACGCCCCCCAGCCGCCGGCGCAGUCGCAGUCCGAGGACUCUGGAGACACGCUGGAGCUCAAGCAGGACCUGAGCGACGACCAGGAGCACGACCGCGACCAGCCGCCGGCCGCCAACACGACCGUCACCACGGCCAUCGUGGAGGCGCCCGCGCACGAGCAGCUCAUCGACAACAACGCCGGCUCCAGGUGCGUGGGGGCGGCGGAGCGUGCGACAAGUGCGUGCCGAGCAGAGCAGAGCAGGCAGGCCGCCUCCGCUGCUGCCGCCAGCCCGGGCGUCCCGCUCCGGCUGCAGGGAGUCGUGCUGUCAAGAAGGCACCAGGCUUUGGAGGGAAAUGUAGGGUGA